Messenger RNA from Brassicogethes aeneus, 873 nucleotides. The record is from the annotation of a GenBank genome assembly. NCBI's taxonomy places the organism in Eukaryota, Metazoa, Arthropoda, Insecta, Coleoptera, Nitidulidae.
AGGGCGGACUACUGGAAAUCGAAUGACAGAAAGUACUGUGACUAUUGCAAAUGCUGGAUCACCGACAAUAAACCGAGUGUUGAAUUUCACGAAAAAGGUCGAAAACAUCAAGAAAAUGUCAAAAGAAGGCUCAAUCAGAUCACGAGGAACAGCGCAAAGGCGCAAAGAGAAUCCGAAAAAGUUGACAGUCAGAUGCGCCAGAUGGAGGCUUUAGCUCUAGCUGCGUACAGAAAAGACGUUGCCAAUAAUGCUGAUAUGACCUCGGUAGCGAUAAAUAACAAAUUGAAAGAAGACAAUUUGGCUAUUAGCAGUGGUAGUAAAAAGGUUUGGAAAGAGGCGAAGAGUAAGGAUGGAAAUUUUUACUAUUGGAACGUUUUGACAAAUGAAACAAAAUGGGAAAAACCUGAAGAAGGCUACUGCAGCAUAGAAGAGCAAGACAAAGAAAAAUACGACGAGGGUUCAAAACAAUUGAGAGCACUGGAAAAACAAAGACAAAGGGAAGGUUUGAUGAGAUUACAACAACAAAAAAGGGCGGACGAUGAGGAACGAGCCAAAAAAGCGCGGGAAAAACUGAAAGAACGAGCCGUCAAAAAUGACGAACCAGAACCGGUUUACGGGCCUAUUAUAGAACCUGGAAAAAAUGACCCGUACGGAAAAUGGCACACUGUUAAAGAAUCUGCACCUCUGGAAUUGGAUUUACCACCCCAAAACGAUUAUUACGUCCCUGUAAUAGAAGUAGAACCAGAACCUGUGGUAAAAGAAUUUAAAGAAAAAACAGUAAGCAGUCUUGAAGGUGGUGAAACAUCAUUUAAAAAACGUAAAAUACCUGGCGGGGCAAAAAGAAACACCCGACAACGAGUAGAUGAUGAUUAA